AUGCUCGAGACCGAGUUUAAUCUUGCGAAAGCAAGAAGACUCCGGCGCGUAUUCGAUGAGCAGGCAGAGCGGUUCACCGGAGAGAGCUUCCUCCUUCCAUACUCCUCCCUCGACAGCCCUGUACCCCCCAGGGAUUUAAGCACGCCAGAGUCAGCCGCAUCCAACAGCACCGCAUCGAGCGACACCACGUCUACCAGCACCCUCCUUUCUCUGGAAGCUGGCACGCGCACCAGGGAUUAUGUCCAUAGCAUGGCGCAAAGAGGAGUGGAGACGUACCGUGAAGCAAAUGAAAUCAAGACUCUCAACGAAGAGGUCAUCGAGUUGUGGAAUUGGCUCGUCAGUGGCUCUGGCUCUCCGUCUGACGGUAGAGAUGCGUGA
Messenger RNA from Dacryopinax primogenitus, 378 nucleotides. RefSeq lists its product as uncharacterized. NCBI's taxonomy places the organism in Eukaryota, Fungi, Basidiomycota, Dacrymycetes, Dacrymycetales, Dacrymycetaceae. Bases 1 to 378 code for a protein of 125 amino acids. The record is from RefSeq and is a predicted model, not a curated record. The transcript has 2 exons.